UUAGUUCUGGCCUACACUUUGCUCGCAGAGCCCGCCAUGUCGCCCUGGAAGCUGUGGCUGUUGGUGGCGCUGGCCGCCGUGGUCUGCCCGCCCGCGCACGCAGCUGCAGCCGUGCCCGCGCCGCCCAACCCGUAUUCCAGCUCGUCGUCCGAAGAGUCGGACCACCCGGCGCCGCCCAAGGCGUCGCCCCUCCCGGAGCUUAGGCCGCUAGCUGCGGCUGUAGCUGCGCCACCCAACCCGGCACCCUCCACGAGGCACCCGCCGACACCUCAGCCUGCGCCCGCGGCGAUCGACCCUACCCCAUACCUGUCGUGCAGCAACUGCGGGCGCUUCAACUCGCUCGUCACGGCGCUCCUGCGCGCCGUCUACGCCCUGCUCUUAGCGCUCCUGAACGACGUCAAUACUGCGCUGUGCUACACUCUGCAUCUCGUCUACAUCCUGCUCUGCAUAAUACAGGUGACGGUCUCUCUCGAGAUUAUUGUUGCAGUUACCGGCCUCUCUAUGAUUUUGCGAACGGUGGCGAGGCUUCCCGUUGUGGGUGCCCUGUUGCAGACCAUAGCUCUUCUCCUGACAGGCCUCCUCAACUGUUUACUCAGGGAACUGCGCGUAACGCUGGUGUACUAGUGGCUUCUGGUGUCUGAGCCCCCCUGCUGCUGCGCCUUCAUUGGAAUCAGAUGUGAAUUUCCUGUUCCGAAUUUAAACGAAUGUAAAAAUGGUCGAAUAAAUAAUAACAUUUCGCAUCAUAAUUAAAUAGUAAACUGCUUUUUCUAUUUAUUGAGAAUUAAAUUUGAUCUAAAUUAUUCUGUAAGCCUAAGGAAAUAAAAUAUUGUGAAAUGACAU
Schistocerca gregaria is the source of this 840-nucleotide messenger RNA. RefSeq lists its product as uncharacterized. The record is from RefSeq and is a predicted model, not a curated record. The transcript has 5 exons. Lineage: Eukaryota; Metazoa; Arthropoda; Insecta; Orthoptera; Acrididae. Bases 37 to 624 code for a protein of 195 amino acids.